Messenger RNA from Diceros bicornis minor, 4637 nucleotides. RefSeq names its product 6-phosphofructo-2-kinase/fructose-2,6-biphosphatase 3 (gene PFKFB3). Gene Ontology annotation, cellular component: cytosol. NCBI's taxonomy places the organism in Eukaryota, Metazoa, Chordata, Mammalia, Perissodactyla, Rhinocerotidae. The transcript has 15 exons. Gene Ontology annotation, biological process: fructose 2,6-bisphosphate metabolic process; fructose metabolic process. The coding region runs from base 369 to 1931 and encodes 520 amino acids. Gene Ontology annotation, molecular function: fructose-2,6-bisphosphate 2-phosphatase activity; 6-phosphofructo-2-kinase activity; ATP binding. The record is from RefSeq and is a predicted model, not a curated record.
GCUGGAGAGGAGGCGAGCGGGAGGAGAGGGCGACGAACUCUAGCUGGCGCACGGGGACCGCGGCUGUCACUGCGCUCCGAGCACCCCGGGGGCUUCCUGAGUGGACGAGCCGGCCUUGCGGGAACUGCGGGUGCAGCCCCAGCCCCCUGCCCCUCUCGCAGCGCUCGUGGAGCCUCACGCCCCGGGCGAGCGUUCGUGAUUUAGCACAAAGCACGUUUCCAAAAAGCAGCGCUAGGGAGAGCGCCCGGGCCGCGCUCCCGAGUACGCACCCCCUCUUCCCCUUUGUUUCGGGCGUCGACAGGCUGCUCUCCUCCCCAAGUCUGAAUUCUUCGCGAGGGGCGGAGGGCCGCCGAGGCUGGGCUGUGAAGAUGCCCCUGGAACUGACUCAGAGCCGGGUGCAGAAGAUCUGGAUCCCCGUCGACCACCGCCCCUCGCUGCCCAGAUCCUGUGGGCCGAAGCUCACCAACUCCCCGACGGUGAUCGUCAUGGUGGGCCUCCCUGCCCGGGGUAAGACCUACAUCUCCAAGAAGCUGACUCGCUACCUCAACUGGAUUGGUGUCCCCACAAAAGUGUUCAAUGUUGGGGAGUACCGCCGGGAGGCCGUGAAGCAGUACAGCUCCUACAACUUCUUUCGCCCCGACAACGAGGAGGCCAUGAGAGUGCGGAAGCAGUGCGCUCUGGCUGCCUUGAGAGACGUCAAAAGCUACCUGACGAAGGAAGGCGGCCAAAUUGCAGUUUUCGAUGCCACCAAUACUACUAGAGAGAGGAGACACAUGAUCCUUCAUUUUGCCAAAGAAAAUGAUUUCAAGGUGUUUUUCAUCGAGUCUGUGUGUGAUGACCCUACGGUUGUAGCCUCCAACAUCAUGGAAGUGAAAAUCUCCAGCCCGGAUUACCGAGACUGCAACUCAGCAGAAGCGAUGGACGACUUCAUGAAGAGAAUCAGCUGCUACGAAGCCAGCUACCAGCCCCUCGACCCCGACAAAUGUGACAGGGACCUGUCCCUGAUCAAGGUGAUCGAUGUGGGCCGGCGGUUCCUGGUGAACAGAGUGCAGGACCACAUCCAGAGCCGAAUUGUGUACUAUCUGAUGAACAUCCACGUGCAGCCUCGCACCAUCUACCUGUGUCGCCAUGGCGAGAGCGAGCACAACCUCCAGGGGAAGAUUGGAGGAGACUCAGGCCUGUCCAGCAGGGGCAGGAAGUUUGCCAACGCCCUGAGCAAGUUUGUGGAGGAGCAGAACCUGAAGGACCUUAAGGUGUGGACCAGCCAGCUGAAAAGCACCAUCCAGACGGCGGAAGCCCUUCGGCUCCCCUACGAGCAGUGGAAGGCGCUCAAUGAAAUUGAUGCUGGUGUCUGUGAGGAGAUGACCUACGAGGAGAUCAAGGACACCUACCCUGAGGAGUACGCUCUGCGCGAGCAGGACAAGUACUACUACCGCUACCCCACCGGGGAGUCCUACCAGGACCUGGUCCAGCGCCUGGAGCCCGUGAUCAUGGAGCUGGAGCGGCAGGAGAACGUGCUGGUCAUCUGCCACCAGGCCGUCCUGCGAUGCCUCCUGGCCUACUUCCUGGAUAAGAGUGCAGAGGAGAUGCCUUACCUGAAAUGCCCGCUCCACACCGUCCUGAAGCUGACACCCAUUGCUUAUGGUUGCCGUGUAGAAUCCAUCUACCUGAAUGUGGAGUCGGUGAAUACACACCGGGAGAGGUCAGAGGAUGCAAAGAAGGGACCUAACCCGCUCAUGAGACGCAAUAGUGUCACCCCACUAGCCAGCCCCGAGCCCACCAAAAAGCCUCGCAUCAACAGCUUUGAGGAGCAUGUGGCCUCCACCUCCGCUGCCCUGCCCAACUGCCUGCCCCCGGAGGUGCCCACGCAGCUGCCCGGACAAAACAUGAAGGGCUCCCAGAGCAGCGUCGACUCAUCCAGGACAUACUGAGGCAGACCCAUCGGUCCCAUUCCAUCUCCAUUUCUGCACCUAGCUAGCACCCUUCCUUCUCCCCGAGGCCAGAUGAUCCCAAGGACUGCUCCCAGAACGGGGUGGGGUGGUGUAGAAGAGGUUCUGCUGGUCGAAGAGAACCUGUACCCCCAACAGCAUCAGGGUGGCCUUGCCUGUGUGCAGAACCCGUCGCUUCUGCCUCAAGCGGCAGGCCACCCUGCCCUCUGCCCUCUGCCCUGCCUGGCCUUGCAGGGCUGUGUGGCCUCCCUGACCCUCCACGAGGCUUGGUGAGGACGAUGGGCAGCGGAAUAGGUGAGAAGGCCCUGAGGGGAGACGUUGGGUGCCUCCGUGCUGUUUUGUUUCCUUUCUGUGAUCUGGGCCUGGUAGGUCCCCAGCUGGGGAGAUGACACUGUUCUGAACGCUAGAUUAAAGGGGGCCCAGAUCCCAGCUGCUGAAGGUUAAGGGAUGUUGAAAACUUUCACGAGGCUCCGUUGUGCAUCUUGGCCACCGGGAGAGCCAGUCCCAGCGGUGGAGAGAGAAGUCUCCGAGCUAGACUUGGUCAGCUGAGCAGCGGCCCUCCAGCGUGUCCACACACCUCCCCGGGUCGUGUUCUGCCUCUAAAGAUGGUGAAGGACGGUCUGGCUGUCUAGGCGCGAGGAAGUGCUUUGCUGAAAUAGCCCCGGGCCGCACCCGCCCACGGCGCUCUGUGGUCCCUGCGCUCUCCUGCCUGGAUCCAGGGGCAUCUGAGAGCUGGCCCUCCAGGAACUGCUUGCUUUUGCACUUUGUUAAUGGCAGAAAGUGUGGCCUGAAGGCUGCACCUUCUCUUCAGGAACUUAGAUGUUUGGGUUUGUGCCCUUGGAGGUUGGAGCCCCGAAAGAAGGUGGGGAGUCGGGCACGCCCAUGAGAUGGAGAGCUCAGAGGGACCUCGGUAAACCGGCCGGGGAGCGAGCACUGGGAUCAUUGCAAGACCGACCCUGGGAGACGGUGUGGAGAAGAACAAGGAUCCGGCUUCCUUCCUUCAGGACGUUCAUCACCUCCUGUGUUUCCCAGGUGGGGACAGUGGCCCAAGCCAGGCCUCGCUCGAGGCCGCUUCCUCCAAGGGGCUGUCCGUGGUCUCCCGGGAGGAUUCAGCGCAACUCCGCGCGUUCCUGUCAAGCAUCUACUGUAUGCCCAGCGUGGUGCUGGGCUCCUUGGGGGAUUCCGAAGAAGAGAGUGUCCUUGCUUGCCUGCAUGGCACCUGUGGCGUUUUUUGGGAGGGUUCAGAGCAGGGCUUGGGGGACAUGUGGUUCUCAAUACCUGUAGUUUCUGCCUGCUGGUUUCUCCUUGUUGCCUCCAAGUCCUGGGGGAGGAGGCGGCGUCUUGAGGCCCAGAAGAAACCAUUUGGAGACGCAGCAGUAGAGCUCGUCCAAGUGACCCUUGUAAGGAUCUCUCAAAGCUGGUGCCAAAGGUCACCUUCCUUUCCUGCCCUCUGCCUUUGAGCCUGACAUUCUUGCCCCUCCUAGCUUACGAAAUCGUUCCUGGGAUGGGGCGAGGGGGGCCUCGACAUCUGGACCUGGGAGUGGAGGGAAGGGCUGUUUUUGUUUUGUUGGAGAGCAGCUGUUAGAGAAUGCACGUUUCUCCUGUUGGGAUUAAGUGGGACACGGGGACACGUGUCAGAUACCGGACAAUCAGGUUGGUGGUCUUCACACCAAACCAUUCAGAUCCCCCAACCCCCUGUGGCAGUCUGCCUGCGAGGAUGUCCAUGUCUACGCUCCUGUGCGGCCGAAGACUGGGCUCUUUUCCCUCUUUCCCUCCAUCUCGAGUCUCUUCAGACCUGUGUGUGUGAGUGUGUGCACACGGGCCUGUGUUGGUAGGUUGGUGGUAUUUUUAGACAGAGGGGCCGGCAGCUCUGCUCCUGAGAGUGGCCUUAUGUCUCACACUCUGGCCGCCUCCUCUUUCUGGCUGUCAGAGCUGACUCGGAAUCUCGACUCUCGAGGCUGAUGCAAGUGGGGCUCUGCGAAGAUGCUCCCCCCUUGCCUCUGGCUCCCUGACAUCAGUCUGUGCAUGAAGGAGGCUUUGCCUAAUGCAGGACUUUAGGUUGUAAGGGCCUAGAUGGGGAGAUAGAACAGAAAUAUGGCCGAGGAAGGGAGACCCUGGAGAGAGCAGAAGGCUGCUUGAUUGAAACCCAGCGAGCUGACUCUGGAGGCGCACCGGACGGAGGGUGUGUUGGAGCUGUAAUCCCGGAUCCUCUGCUGCCCCGACUAUUGGCUCUCACCCCCCGAUGCCCGGAAAAUAUCUGGGACCAAUUUUUUUAACUCUGCCUAUUUGUGUUUGGGUGGGCUCACCCUCUCCUUAUUCUGUCCUGAGACGGGGGGCGAAGCUCUUCAUUGGGGGAGGAGAAGAAAAACUGUUCGAACCACACCAAUGACGUUUUUGUUUGUAAUACUUGAAAUUUAUUUUUUUAUUAUUUUGAUAGCAGAUGUGCUAUUUAUUUAUUUAAUAUGUAUAAGGGAGCCUGAAAAUAGAAAGCUGUAUAGAUGAGGUUUAGUUGUUCAUUGGUUUGGGGGCCUUUUCUGUGUGACACAUGACUUCUCUGUGUUCUGUACAUUUGUCUGAAUUAAUUACGCGGGAUGAAGCUGUGCCAGCUUUCAAACAGGGGAUGCCUUUCAGAAAUUUGUAUAUUUUGCAGUUGCCAGACCAAUAAAAUAUCUGAUUGAAAUACACCGA